Molecule: messenger RNA, 1279 nt
Organism: Puntigrus tetrazona (Sumatra barb)
Lineage: Eukaryota; Metazoa; Chordata; Actinopteri; Cypriniformes; Cyprinidae
Gene: mpv17l
Product: MPV17 mitochondrial membrane protein like
Exons: 4
Coding region: 420-1013 (197 amino acids)
Cellular component (GO): membrane; cytoplasm
Source: RefSeq, a predicted model, not a curated record
CGCUGGAACCUUUUAAUUUAAUUGCUAAUGGAUUAAUGAAGCGUAAUUCUUAUUUUUUUGCCUCGUCUCUUUUAAAGUCAGAGAAGAUGGACUGAGCCCAAGUACUCGAUUGAUCCGUGUUUUAUUUGGCAGUGCUUUGUAAUGAUCUUCUAAUGUUUAGAAACCGAAGGAUGUUCACCAAGAGUCACAAUGGGCCGUCAAACUAUUAAUCUGUAAUUUAGUGCGCCUUUUAAAAAUCCUCAACCAGACUGACUUACAGAGUUUAACUGAACAUGUAACUUGAAGAGCAAAAGGUCGUAUUUUAUGAGCUUAUCCACGGCCGUCUGCCAAUGUCAGGUCACCGCAGUUUCGUUUCCUGUCCAUCGACAUCAUCUGCAAGGGUUACGAAGUAGGCCUACGGCACUUUCUGUUUGGCGAACAUGAGAAAAUCUUUUUUCAAGCGAGCAAAAGUAUUGCCUUGGAUAAGCAAUGUGACUCUGUACGGAUGCUUGUUCGCCGGCGGGGACUUCGUGCAUCAGUGCAUGAUCGCGCAGAGAGAAGAAAUGGACUGGAGGCACACGAGAAACGUGGCCAUAGUGGCGCUGAGUUUCCAAGGCAACUUCAACUACUUCUGGCUGCGAGCUUUAGAGCAUCGUUUCCCGGGAAGAUCGGCCGGUAUGGUUUUCCGCAAGCUGCUUUUGGACCAAACUUUUGCUUCACCUUUGGCGACCAGUGUCUUCUACACAGGUGUGAGUUUCUUGGAGGGCAAGGAGGACAUAUUUGCAGACUGGCGAGAAAAGUUUUUUAAUACGUACAAGACCGGACUGAUGUACUGGCCAUUCAUGCAGUUUCUGAAUUUUGUUCUGAUGCCUCUGUAUCUGAGGACGGCAUUCAUGGGCUGUUCGGCAUUCCUGUGGGCCACGUUCUUGUGUUUCUCACGGCAGAGCGGGGACGGCACUGCAGCAGUGGCCUUAGCUUGGAUCAUGGCCCCCAAAAAACGGCUUCUACCUCGCGGCACCGACGAGGAGAAAUAGAGACACAGUGGCGCACGUCAACAACAUUGUGCCUUUGCGGAUGAACAGUUCUGUCCCACAAUGGUACUGCAUUGAGGCUGUGCUUAUGAAUCUUAUUACGAGUGAUAUUAAAUUAACUUAUUUGUGUACUUUGUGUUGAAUAAGCCCAUUUUACUUUAUAUAGUUGCAUAUACGUUUUGUUUCAUGUGAUUCGGUUUAUUUAUUUAUUACUGAAGGGAAAUGCAUUGUGUCUUUAUGAAUUUCACUGGCUGGGUUGGAGGGGCCUU